AUUGAACUUAUCCACCCCAACCAACUCACACACCACUAGUACUCGAAAAGUUGUCGGGGAAUAGGAUUCUGAAUAUCAAUUUUUUAUUAAAGCUACUUUACCUUGAAAAUUCUCAAAAAAUCAAAAGAGACAACAUAUAGAAAGAAGAUGAAGGAUUGGGCAGCUCCGAUCAUAGCAACAGCGCUAUUUGGAUUUCUGUGUCCAGGACUUAUAUUUCAAAUGCCAGGAAAGCAUAGGCCUGUCGAUUUCAUGAACAUGAAGACCAGUAUCGUUUCUAUGUUGCUUCACACUCUCUUCUUUGGUUUGUUUCUUAUGCUUUUACUUGUCAUUCUCAAUAUACAUCUCUAUGCUUAAUUAUACUAUAUUUUCCAUUUAUGAAUGUGCAACAUUUACUUUUCUAUUCUGAAUCCACUACUUCAGUUCUUUCUACUCUAGUUUAAUUUAUAUCACCAGUUUCAGUUU
Messenger RNA from Solanum lycopersicum (tomato), 462 nucleotides. RefSeq lists its product as uncharacterized. The record is from RefSeq and is a predicted model, not a curated record. NCBI's taxonomy places the organism in Eukaryota, Viridiplantae, Streptophyta, Magnoliopsida, Solanales, Solanaceae.